AUGGCUGAUUUACCCCCCGUUCGUGUAUCGCAGGUCAAGCCAUUCGCGCAUACCGGUGUCGAUUUCGACGGUCCAAUUUCCAUUACCCUGGCGCGAAGGCGCGGCGCUAAGACUCAGGCGGCUUACAUUUGCCUAUUCGUUUGCAUGGCUACCAAAGCCAUCCAUUUGGAAUUGGCUUCUGAACUCAGCUCAGACGCAUUCUUGGCCGCUUUUCGGCGCUUUGUCGCUCGCCGCGGGCGUUGCACUGACAUGUAUAGUGAUCAGGGUAGAAAUUUUGUCGGUGCUAACCAGUUGUUGGUACAGUAUUGCCAGCAGUCCGCCGACCAGUGUGAGGUGCGCUGGCACUUCAACCCACCCUCCAGUCCUCACUUUGGAGGUCUUUGGGAGGCCGGCGUCAAGUCGGUAAAGACCCAUUUGUUUCGUGUGAUAGGCUCUCAAAUCCUGACUUUCGAGGAAAUGUCGACAGUGUUAACUCAGGUGGAAUCCAUACUGAAUUCCCGCCCAUUAUGUAGUUUGAGUUCCAACCCAAACGAUUUGCAUAGCCUUACUCCUGGGCAUUUUCUGACCCUGGAGCCCCUAUCUGCCCCUCCCGACGACCCUUUAGCUAAUCUGAACACUAACAGACUCACUCGUUGGCAGCUCAUGCAGCAGUUGCAUCAGCACUUCUGGGACAGAUGGCAUCGGGAAUACCUCCACCAGCUGCAGCAACGGCACAAGUGGAACACCACGACUAACCCCCCAAAAGUUGGUCAGUUGGUUUUAAUUAAAGACGAGAACCUCCCCCCGUUAAAGUGGCUUCUGGGCCGCAUCACGCGCUUGUACCCCAGUUCCGACAAGAAAAUUCGCGUUGUGCAAGUACACACGGCCAAAGGCACUUUCGAUCGACCUUUGGUCAAAUUAUCUUUUGUCCCUAACUGUUAA
Cylas formicarius (sweet potato weevil) is the source of this 921-nucleotide messenger RNA. RefSeq lists its product as uncharacterized. The coding region runs from base 1 to 921 and encodes 306 amino acids. Gene Ontology annotation, molecular function: nucleic acid binding. The record is from RefSeq and is a predicted model, not a curated record. Gene Ontology annotation, biological process: DNA integration. The transcript has a single exon. NCBI's taxonomy places the organism in Eukaryota, Metazoa, Arthropoda, Insecta, Coleoptera, Brentidae.